UAUCAAGCCCACGUGGAACGGUGCUCGCGAUGGAGGCGGCCGCGGUGACAGCGACGGUGCCUCCUCCGAGUCCCCGGGGGGACGCAGAGGAGGCAGGGCACGAGGGACGAGGGGGGAGGAAGGUCCGCGAGACGAAGGCCGACAGGAAGGGGCAGAGGAGGCUGCGCAAGGCUCGCCUCACGCUGCUGAGGCUGGACGGCGUUCAGACCGUAGACCACCCGACGCAGCACCUGUUGAUCGCGAACGGGGGCCUGGGGAACGGCGUGGCCCGUGCGACGCUGCUGGAGCUGAUGGGCGCGCAGGGGCACCUGGAGGCGCUGGAGACGCCGCGGGGGCGGCCGUACGCCUUCGCCUCCUUCUCCAGCGUGCACGAGGCGCAGGGGGCACGGCGCAAGCUCGACGGCUGCUCGGUCUCGUCGGCCGUUGCGACCGCCCCCGUCACGCUCCACCUGUGCCACGUGGAGAGAGUUCCGCGUCAGGAAAGCUGCACAGAGGCCCUGCCACCAGGCCUGAAGCUCAUCCCAGACUGCGUUUCAUCCGAGUACGAGGACCAGCUGCUGAGCUGCCUUGACUGGGGCAGACAGCAGCCAACAGCCCAGCAGUCUCUUAAGCAUAGGUGCGUCCAGCACUUUGGAUAUGAAUUCCGCUACGAUAACAACAAUGUGGACAAGGAUAAGCCGCUGGAUAGAGGUGUUCCAGCUAUGUGUGAUGAACUCACUGACAAGUGCCUAUCAGCCGGUUACAUUCAACAUCGGCCCAAUCAGUUGACAGUAAACCAGUACCAGCCCGGUCAAGGGAUCCCCCCGCACAUUGACACACAUUCUGCCUUUGAGGACGGCAUCAUGUCUCUGAGCCUGGGAGCCUCGACGGUGAUGGAGUUCCGGCACCCCGAUGGCAGCCACGCGUCUGUGCUGCUCCCUCGCCGCAGCCUGCUGGUGAUGGCGGGCGAAUCGCGCUACCUCUGGAGCCACGGCAUCACGCCCCGCAAGUUCGACGUGGUGCCGGCGCCGCCGCCGCCGCCGCCCGGGGAUGGUGCGGAGGGACCGCAAGGGCCCACGCUGGCCCAGCGUGGGGUGCGGACGUCUUUCACGUUCCGCACCGUCCGGAGGGAGCCGUGCCGCUGCCGUUACCCUUCGGUCUGUGACAGCCAAGCUGAACAACAGAACCUGCAAACUCCCUCCUCGCGCAGUCCGAUCAACGAACCGCUGCCCAGCACUGCAGGGAUGACCACCUCCGGCGCGACACACUUGGGCCCCUCGGAAGAGAGCCGCGGACCCGACCAGGUGACACGAGCGGUCGCGACUGAGCGCGUAGAGGCGGCGGCGUUCUCGCAUCCUGCCCGCUCGGUAGACGCGGAGGACGACGAGGAGAAGGAGGAGGAGGAGGGAGACGCGGCGCAGCGGCUGGAGACGGAGCACGUGCACCGCGUGUACGAGCAGAUCGCGGGCCACUUCAGCAGCACCCGCCACUCGCCCUGGCCUCGCGUCGCCGCCUUCGUGCAAGGCCUGCGGCCCGGCGCGCUCGUCUGCGACGUGGGCUGCGGCAACGGGAAGUACCUGGGCCUCGCCAAGGGAUCAUACGUGUUUGGCUGCGACCGCAGCGCCGGGCUGGUGGGGAUCUGCGAGCAGCGCGGCUUCCAGGCGCUGGUGUGCGACGCCCUCGCCUUGCCCGUCCGCACGGGGGCGUGCGACGCCUGCCUCUCCAUCGCCGUCAUCCACCACCUCUCCACGCAGGAUCGAAGACUUGAAGCCUUGCGGGAGCUUCUGCGAAUCCUUCGGCCUGGAGGGAGAGCCCUCGUUUACGUGUGGGCGCUGGAGCAGCAGUACCGCCAAGCGCGAUCCAAGUACCUCAAGCCCAAGCACGGGGAGACGGUGGGAGGCGGCACUGGGCCGCAGCCUGUGGUAGGAGUCGGGGAGACGGCGGACGACGAGAAAGGGACGAGUUGCACUCCCACAAACGGCGUAAAAUCCCCAUGCGAUGACGUCGCUGAGUCCAGCCGGCCCGCGGAGCCCGCUCCUGUGCCACCUGAGCCUCGCAGGGAUCCGGGGAUGCCGACUCGCGGCCACCUGCCCGUGCACACGAACCGCACGCCCUUCCGUGCGCAGGACGUACUCGUGCCCUGGCACCACAGGCGGCAGGGCGAGACCCCGGGACCGCCCGAGCGGGCGUGCGAGGAGGCGCCCGUUUACCACCGAUACUACCACGUGUUCCGCGAGGGUGAACUCGAGGCUCUGUGCGCUCGGCUGGACGGCGCGCGAGUGCUGGAGAGCUACUACGAUCAGGGAAACUGGUGCGUGGUCGUGGAAAAGUACUGACAUGUGCAAAACGUGGUUUUAAAUCAUGACGACUGAGCACGGGCCCUAAGCAACCAAGCAGCCAGCAACAAAGAACACUCUUGAAGGUGUAAUCCAUAAGAGUUCUACGUUUCUUGAAUUGAUUAAGGUUUUAAGAGCUUGGGGAAUGAGACGAUGGCAGUUCCAAAGUAGAGCAGCGUGGCGAAAAAAGCAAAAAGAGAAGCGUUGUAGCCUGCAGCGUGGUGAUGAAAUACAGUAUGGAUCAGACGAAUUGUCUGGUAGACCGAGUGGACAUUCAGGCCCCACGGUGGCUAGGAGAUGUUAACUACCUCACCUGGUAUGCAGGAGGUCGUCGGUUCGAUCCUGCCUGACGCCUCUAUAUUAGGAGUUUGCAUGUUCUCCCCGUGGUCACAUGGACUGUUUCUACGGGCCCUCUGGUUUUUCCCUCCACAUUUAGAAAGAUGCGUGUAAGUGUAUGUGGCUGCCAUAAAUGUCCACGUGAUAAGCCGCUUCAUUGAGCUAUUAUUUGUGGUCAGGUUGCUUCUGAAAAAGAGCUACUUAGCUCAGUGGGCCUUUCCUGGUAAAAUUAAAAAUAGUAUAGUAAUCACCGUAGUAGCAAUAGAGGAGUGAUAAAGAGGCUAUUGCACAAAUUUGUGGAGAAUGGUUUAAAAUACUCGCUCAAAGUGCCUGGCGGUUGAGAACAACCACUCUCUUACACUUUGUCGGCAACGACUUUCUUCGUUUUAAAAUUGUUCUUCAUUUAAAAACAUCCAUCUACAUACAGGGAUGGUGUGUAUACAACUAAUUUAUCAUUGCAAUAUGUUAAAUUAUUGUGAUGUUUUUGAAUUGGUUGUGUUUAGUUGCUGGUAUUUCUCCCCAAAACGCAAACGGUUUGUUUUCUGUUUAACACGUGGGCUUUCAUGACCAAUAUCCAUAAUAAAGGUUUUUUUUGGAUUAGAUCGCGUAAAUAUAAAUGUGUCAUUAACCCACGACCAUCCGACACGGCCAAUUCGUAAGGUUUGUCACGUGAACUAAACGUGCUAAUUAGUUACUACUUGAGCACACCGGUGCGUUGGAGAGUAAACCAACCCACAACAUUUACAAUUAGUACGACGUUUCGCUGGUGAUUACAACCAGCGUCAUCAGGAAAUUUGCCGGAAUUGUGAAGACUUCCCGUUUACAUCUUUAAUCGAGGAGUAAAGGUGAUGUCAUCACUGUGAGGCUAUCGAGCGUGAAGACCAGAGCGGCGGGGGUUAAUGUCGCCAUUGUGUUCUGCGACCUGAUUGGCAAGACGUUUCCCCCCCCCCCCCACUGGGUGGCGAUUUCGCACGUGAGAUGGCAGGCAUGGCCAAACACCCACAGGGGGCUGCUUCUCAGUCAGGCGCUUGAAUGCGUAAGUUGAAUUUCUUUCGCGCCGUACGUAGCCAACCGUGCUAAUCGCAUGUGCCUAAACAUGCGCAUUUUCACGCGAAUAGGCGUGAUUAAAAUGUAUUCUUUUGCUUAUGAUGCACGUGCAUGCGUCAAAUUAUGCGUGCUAGAAUUUGUCGUGUUCGAGGGGUGGCUCGUAGAUCAGAGUGCUCCGCUGGUGAGAAUCCUGGGUUUGAAUCCAGGCAGCCGCCUGUGAUCAAACCGGAUCCUCAAGUAAAGCGAGUUGAUGGACUUUGCCUGUUCGCCAACGACCGCACAAAAAAACCCAUCGUAUUUUUACUUGGUCCGACACUUAAUUUGUCGUGUCCAUCAUACCAGCUUCGAUAAAUGACGACCAUUUUUACGAGCACAGUGCCGCGCAAUGGUGCUUAAAUCAUCAGCUGGGCACGGCACCCCUCUAACAGACGACACUGGAUUGGAUGAGCGGGGAGGCUUCGUCUGCCCCUCACCGCAGACGCAGUUUAUGUUCCGAGCCUGGUCAAGACGGCCCCACCUCCCAGGGUUUGCUUUGCAGCAGCUGACACCUGUCCGGAGGCGGUUCAGGCAUUGUCAGAUUUGCCCGUGGUCCUGCUGACCGUGGUCUUUAUAUAUUUAUAUAGCGCCUUCCCAUGCCGAGACGUCUGUCAGUUGCAGGGUGGGUGUCCCGUUCAUCUCUGACUGACGUGAGACACUGCUGGUACGAUGAAGGUAAAAUUGAUUGCAUUUCACAUCAUACGUACGUGUAGCUGGUUCGUGGCAGCCCAGCACCUGCUAAUAGGUUCUGCAUGCACCACAUUGGCCAAAAAUAAUGUUCUUCAACUGACAGCGAAUUGAGCCAAUUCAUCAAGUUGAGGAAGAGAUUAAUAGUUUUUUUUUUUCUUACUAAGGCAGUGUGUUCCAUCUGUGCCCGCUGUGGUGCAUACAUUGUAAAGGCUUGCGAUAGGGCUGUCAUUCAAUAUUGUGGACUGGAUGCAAUUCUUUAUAUAUUUUGUAAAGACAUUUUUUUCCUACACAUUUCAUAUCGUUGCUGAAGAAAUGUUGGUUCACGAGAUUGUUGGUUCACGAGAACCUCCAGUGUGCAGCAUUGUGAGAUGCAGUGGGCAGGAACGACGCCACUGUAUAAAACACUCAUUGUUACCUGAAUUAUUUAAAAAUGUGAUUGUGAUACUGCGUACGGUUAUGGAGUCGUGAGAGGAAUUGAUUAAACACAUUCCUGCAGAGGGAGCUGGUAGGAACGUUUGGUUGCUCGGUCAAUGGCCAGGGUCAACGGCGGCGUGGUGUAUUCCGCAAAUAUGCCCGACUGUGAGGGCGGGCACAAGCCGGCGUGAGUAGGUUAAACGUUGAGUUUUAUCAGGGCACCACGGGGUGACCAGCCCCUCCCCACCCAGCCCCACCCCUCCCACCUCCCA
Lethenteron reissneri (Far Eastern brook lamprey) is the source of this 5110-nucleotide messenger RNA. It is a transcript of the gene ALKBH8, whose product is annotated as alkB homolog 8, tRNA methyltransferase. The record is from RefSeq and is a predicted model, not a curated record. Lineage: Eukaryota; Metazoa; Chordata; Hyperoartia; Petromyzontiformes; Petromyzontidae. Gene Ontology annotation, biological process: tRNA methylation; tRNA wobble uridine modification. Gene Ontology annotation, cellular component: nucleus; cytoplasm. Gene Ontology annotation, molecular function: tRNA (5-carboxymethyluridine(34)-5-O)-methyltransferase activity; tRNA binding; S-adenosylmethionine-dependent methyltransferase activity.